Penicillium salamii is the source of this 1374-nucleotide messenger RNA. Lineage: Eukaryota; Fungi; Ascomycota; Eurotiomycetes; Eurotiales; Aspergillaceae. The record is from the annotation of a GenBank genome assembly.
AUGUCGACCAACGAGAAAGUACGCUGCACCUACUCAGCAUGUGGUCAUUUCUUCAGAUCUACCAAGGAGAUGCAGAGCCACAAGGCUUAUGCAGACCAUCACUACUACUGUACCAAGUGCGACAUGGAUUUCGGGAACCAUGCCUUGCUCCAUCUCCACAAGGUCAUGAGCGAGCAUCAUUUUGCCUGUCUUGAGUGUGAUAUGGAGCUACGCAGCCAGGCUGGUCUCCGACACCACGUGAAGAUAACACACUCACAAGGCAAAGCAGUGUCUUGCCUUGGUUGCGAUCGCCAAUACAAGUCCGCUGCCGCUGUCAUGAAGCACAUCGAAGAACACGAAUGCCCUGUCCUCUUGCUGCCAGACAGGCUUCCUCGCGACGCUGGAAUGGAGAGCACUGCCGGAGAACUUCUCAUGGAAUCGGAUAUGGGCUCCACUACUCCCCCGCGCCCCGACGAGAUCAGCGACGAUGAAUCAGAAGGCGGUGUUAUCUUGGAUCUCGAGGCGGACACAGACCCAUCCGCCCCUGGCGACAUCACGCGUUUCCCCAAGGACUGGCCCACGUUGAGCCCUGUCGGUGCUGCUCGUGCAAAAUCGCAUAGCAUCUCGACUGAAUCAACUGGAGGUGUGCCUGUCACACUAACCCGCUCGCUUCUGGACGAAGAUGUCCCAAUUCUCUCCCGUGUCGGAUCAAUCCCUCGAUCGACACAAGAGGAUAAUGCUGCAUCUGAUGGAGAAGACAUUUUUUCCGAUGAUGAUGCCGAGGAUCAUAAACCCAAUGCCCAUGGAAACAUGAUGAUUGACCCGGCGGACUUUUGGGAUCCAGAGCAAGGAGUUUACGCCUGCAAUUGCCAUGCAAACUUCUCCAGCCUCGGCGGCUUCAUCCGUCACAACUCAGCAGAAGACACACCCAUCCUCGAUUGUCCCCGAUGUGGAAAGCGAUUCCAGACUCGCGUCGCCCACACCGCUCAUGUGGAGGCUCCGUUCUCGAAAUGUGCUGUUCGUGCCACCACCGCUGUUAUGAAGCAAGAGCUCAGUGCUAUCACCCAGGGAUUUGCAGAGAUCAAGGGACAUGAUCAACAAGCGCGGUUGGAUGACAUUAGGGAAAGCAGCCAGGCUUCGAACCCCGACUCUGAUGAAACUGCGCGUGACAACACUCUAGAGGCUGAGCCAGUUUCCAUUCCCGAGAGCUCUGCCAACAGUCCCAAGGACACACCCGGCAGAAACUCAGCCAAGGCCGAUUCCCUGGAGAAUCCACAAGACCACAUGGCCGGCGACCUAGGUUGGGACACUCUGGACAACAACUUGGUGCAGCAAUUAAAAGGAUUGUUUUUCGGUACUAAACAGCGUGACGAUGAGAAGAGACAACGGCGUUGA